Effrenium voratum is the source of this 741-nucleotide messenger RNA. The record is from the annotation of a GenBank genome assembly. Lineage: Eukaryota; Dinophyceae; Suessiales; Symbiodiniaceae.
AUGGCGGGCCGGACGUUGGUCUUCGGCGGCCGCGGCUUUGUGGGCGCCGCAGUAUGCAGGGAGCUUGCCAAGCGAGGCUUGCCCGCCGCCAGCCUGGGUCGCUCAAAGCCGGCAAGUGCAGCUGAGAGCGCGAACGUAGAGGAGAUCAGCGGGGUGGACGCGCUGAACCCUGAGACCUUCGAGGCGUUGAUGCCCGGCGCCCGCGCGGUGGUGAUCGCUGUUGGAGAGCCCCCCUGGAUCCGGGACAAAGAGAGGGCUAUGAGGUCCAAUGGAACCACCAACAUCUCGAUCCUGGAAACCGCGGCCAAGCACAAGAUCCCUCGAGUGGUGCUGGUGAACGCUACAAUGCCCAGCUGGUCGCUCAUUGCGCCAUAUCGCGAGGGCAAGUUGGCCGCCGAAAAGGCGGCUCUCAGCUACCCCGAGAAGUGCGGCUCCGAGUGCCACGUGCUUGUGGUCAAGCCCGGUGCCAUCACCGGCACGCGGCUGGAGGGGACCACCUCAGUCCCGCUGUGGAUUUUUAUGGAGCCAAUGCGCCUGGUGAUGUCUUUGCUAUCCAGGCCUUGCGAGGCCAUGGAGUCCUGCUGGCCUGGCCUCUUCGGAGGCGUGCUGCGGCCGCCCGUCCGGGUGGAGGAGAUCGCCGCCGCGGCGGCGGACGCCGUCGAGGCGGAGACAUUGAAGGGCGUGCAGGAGCUGGGCACAAAGCAGCUCGUGGGCUACAGCUCUCCCAGCAAGGAGGACUGA